Mesorhabditis spiculigera is the source of this 531-nucleotide messenger RNA. The record is from the annotation of a GenBank genome assembly. NCBI's taxonomy places the organism in Eukaryota, Metazoa, Nematoda, Chromadorea, Rhabditida, Rhabditidae.
AUGCACCAGGACACCUCAGAAGCCAAGAAGACCACCCAAAAUAACCCCGAGCCCGCCCCCGUUGACAAAUCCGAGACACCGUCCACCAGUGAAGCAAUCGAUGACGCAAUGUUUGUGCUGAAGCGACUACAAAUUACAAGGGAAGACGAAGCCGGGAAGGAGGGCACGCUGCCCGAGAGGAAACAACCCGAGGAAUCGGCGUUGCACGAGAAGAGCAGCGGAUUUGAGGCGCCAUCCCCGAUGACGCGCUGCCGUUCGAAGUGGCGCUGGCGGCCCUACGACCCGCCGAGGCCCGGAAAAUCCGAUCGCAGCGAGGCCGAGACGAUCGCCCAAUUGGAGAAGAUCAAGUGGCAGGAGGAGUUGAACGUUGAUGGGCUGCGGAAUCGGCUUCUUCUGCCGUUGCCCUGUUCCGUCGAGGCGGCCCGCAGCGGAAAUCAGCCCGAUCUGGAGGUAGAAGAAUUGGCGGAAUAUUUUGGAUGUUUCGUCUGUGUCGAAUCAAAGAUGUCCGCGCUCGCCGAGUCGAUGUAUUGC